Messenger RNA from Sceloporus undulatus (fence lizard), 715 nucleotides. Its product is annotated as pregnancy-specific beta-1-glycoprotein 9-like. The transcript has 3 exons. NCBI's taxonomy places the organism in Eukaryota, Metazoa, Chordata, Lepidosauria, Squamata, Phrynosomatidae. The coding region runs from base 57 to 494 and encodes 145 amino acids. The record is from RefSeq and is a predicted model, not a curated record.
UGAGUUCUUGUUGUUUCCUAUUGACCUGUGGCGAAAUCACCACCGUCUUGCUGACAAUGGAGCCAUGGCUACCGAUGGACGGAGGGACCCUCACCAUAACCCCAGCAGGAGGCAUGGAAGAUGUUCUCUCCUGCUCCUGGUACCGAAGGGCAGUGUCAGACAGGACCCUGAUCCUCAGGCACCAGCUGCCUCCGAAGCCAACAUACUACUACGGAAAGGCCUACACCAAGCGGGAAACAGUCAGACAGCAAUGCUCCCUGCACAUUGUUAAUCUCACCAGGGAGGACAGCGGCAUCUACAUCGUUCAGAAGCAGAGAGCUGCAAACUUGACCUCUGAAGAAGGGACCAUAUUCGUAUUUAUCUCAGCCCUCGAGCAAAGAACUAAACUAACAGGGAAAGCCAUUGCGGGAAUUGUAGUCAGUGGCCUCCUGGGCAUCGUGGGAGUGGCAGGUUUGGUGGUAUACCAGACCACCAGAGAGCCACCUCUAAGCUGAAAUUCAAAACCUAUAACCAGUGGAGAACAUGCUGGCAUCCAAGUCAGAAGAGCAUCCUCAGUCUCCCAAAACAGCCCAUCCUCCUUCUAUUCUCAAGGGGGAAUGGAGCCACGGAGGAGCCACCACCGGACCACCAAAGGUCUUUGGACAACUAACAGAGGACGAAGGCCUUGCACCCUCUUGGACGGCCAGCAACCAAAGAAGCCGCUGUAUCUGCUGAU